CUGAAGACAAGUCUGUGCGCGGGUUGUGUGUCCAAACGCGCUCGGUGCGACGGCGUCGGGUUUGUUUGUGUGUGUGUGUGUGUGUGUGGCUAAGCUAGUAAGCUAGCCAGUGGAGCUAGGUAGCUGUUAUUGUUUUUUUUCACGACGAGCUAAAAUGGAGGAGCUAAAAUGGAGGUUGGUUCACUGCCACUCCCGGGUCCUUGAACGUCUCGACACACUCCGACCGAGUCGUUCCUAACGUGGGUGGCAGCCAGCUGCGGUCACACCAUGAACAGUCACCAUGAGCAUGAGAGCCUCCCCGGGUCCACAUUCGGGAUCCAAGCCGAACGCUGACGCCAUAGGUGGGACGUUUACUUUGCUGCCCCUGAGCCUCAGGAGGGAGUCACGUGACUCGCCCUCGGAUGUCCCAGACAACUUCCGCUGGGCUGACAGAAUCCCGAGCAGGUCCAAGCGCUCGGAGCAGACUUACAUGAGCGGCGACGUCUCGGAGGUCGCCGAAGCAAACCGGGCCGCCGCCGCCGCCGUGGGGGUUCUUUCCCCUGUCGGACCAAUGGGGGGUGAGGGAACCCCGGUGAAAGGCAAACCCCUCUCCGUGGACAGCAUGGAAAACCCUCAGAUGGCGCAGAACAACAACACACCCAAGGAGGCCGACGGCGUCCUCAGCGCCGCGUCCAUCGAAGUGUCGUCCGAGGGCAAGUGGAAGAACCUCCGGAAGAGCCCGGCCAACCCGCACACGCAGGCCAACUGUCUGCGUCAGAUCCUGCUGCUGCAGCUAGACCUCAUCGAGCAGCAGCAACAACAGCUGCAGUCCAAGGACAAGGAGAUAGAUGAUCUCAAAGCAGACAAGGAGACGCUCCUGGCACGCAUCGAGCGCAUGGAGCGCCGCCUGCAGCUCACCAAAAAGGACCCACCCCGCGAUAAGCGCCUUUUCCAGCCCCUGGAGCCGUGGACUCCUGACAAGGAGGACAUGUGGGACCUGGAGGUGGAGGAGAGCCCGCAGCCCAAUCCAUCCGCCCUGCUGCCCCUAAGUCGAGGAGGCAAAGGUCAAAAGAGGAAAUCCUGCUUCGGGGAGUCCAAACUUCAGAAGUCGCGCGGCAAAAGCGCCAAGCUGAGUCCCCACAAGGUGGAAAGUCAGCCGGCGUCUCCGUCUCAGCGAGAGCUGCGCAGCAAGGAGACGCCGGAGAAGAGCGCCGCCCCGGGGCUGCCUUGCAAGGAGGAGGCAGACCUGAGCUGCCAGAUGGAAGACCUUCCUUUCCUGUCCACGACGGAGAUGUACCUGUGCUGCUGGAACCAACCCCCUGUGUCGCCUCUGCGCGAGACUUCCCCCAAGAAGGACGAGGAGGAGGAGGUGGCCAAUGCGUCCAACGCCCACUCCAUGAUUAACUUCCUUUUCCCGUCUUCGUGCCGCCUCUCCGUUCCGUCGUGGCGGGAAAAUUUCAUCGAGCCGUUGGGGGAGGAUUUAAACCUCGACGCGCAAGAGCCACUGGAUGACGGCGUUUUCCUCAAGCGCCACGCCAAGCUGGAACUGGACGAGAAGAGGAGGAAGAGGUGGGACAUCCAGCGGAUCCGAGAGCAGCGCAUGUUUCAGCGCCUGCAGCAGCGCAUGAACAGGAAGAAGAUCAUACCGGAGACUGAACCCGAGCUUUCAUCCUUCUACCCGGAAACUGAAGACGUUGAAGCGAUCAUGAUCACGCCCUUCUUGCCAGUGGUCGCGUUUGGUCGGCCGUUGCCCAAACUCACACAAGAGAACUUCGAUCUGCCCUGGCUGGACGAGCGUAGCCGCUGUCGCGUGGAGGUCCCCAAGAAACACACCCCCCACCGGACCUGCCGCAAGUGAAUGUCACCGGGCGGGCGACGCGGUCAUUUAGUUUGAUGCGGUUUAGUCACUAGUUGCGCGCGUGUGUGACUCCUUGUUGCUUUCCGUGCGGAAGCGAGGCGUCGCCCCCGCCCGGGCCCGCAACACAUAUCACUGUCACUGGCGUGUGGGGUGAGACAGUCAUUCCGUUCCCACCUUUUUAAAAACAUCACUGUUAUGGCACUCAGUUGACACCGUAAAUAAACUUUUCACAAAGGACAACUUUAAACCUCCCCGAGACUCCGCUUCGGGGGAAGAGAUGUCCCAAACUUAUUUGUGGUGCUGUGUAUCUUGUCGCUCAACCACCCAUUUGUGGAUAAAAGAGACGUGUGACAACUUCACACUUGAAAGCAUGUUGGGGGGGAAUGAAAGGCUGAAUCCAUUUCCUCUUGCAGUACCAGGAGGAAAAAAAAAAAACUAGACGGGUCCUAAUGUUGGCUUGAAACUUAUUCUGUUCCUUUCUUCGGUUGAGUUCUUUUGCUUUUACACUACUCGCAAAAUGUUGUGAAUAUUGGGCUUUCGGUUGCAAUUUUCAUCCAUUUUGAUGUCUUUGUGGCUCUUCCAGAAGUCUCCAUGAGGAAAAAAAAAAAUACUGACACAUUGAAUAGUUGGACAUCAAAAGUUGAGAGUUCAGAUUAAGGUCAUCUGUAAAGGUUAUGGUCCAUCCUGAAAUUUCACCUCACAUCCAUUUUUUUUGUGAGUAGUUUACAUGUGAAUUGCAUGGGUUCUAUUUAGCUGUAACAGCCCUCCGAAACAACGGUAGCAUGGCUUAACCCCUCGACGGAGGAUCGCGACGCAAGCGUCUUGGACGGAGCGGGAGAAUAUUGACACAAGUCAUAUACGUUCAACUCCCAGAAGCAGUUAGUCGACAUCAGGGGUCCAUUUUUAGAAACAAAAGUUCCUAGCUUGUAGUUCUAACAAAUUCCGCCAUGAUCAUCCCUCUCAAUGAUUUGUUUUUGUUUUUUUUCUUUUGUUUUCCUUCACAACGCAAACGGCUUCAACCGCUCUACUGUACAAGUGUGUAGAUGUUGGCUACGUCCGGAAACUGCGCUGUACAUAGCUUCCACGAAACAAAUGUACAUAAAACAUGGCUUGUUAUUUUUUUAUUAUUUAAAUGUUGAUCAUGUUGAGAACAUUCAAAAGUUCAAUGAUUGUAUGUUGACAAAUUGAAAGUUGCAUUUUUUCUUUUUGGAAUAAAAUGACCAUCUCUAUGCGCUAUG
Syngnathoides biaculeatus (alligator pipefish) is the source of this 3075-nucleotide messenger RNA. It is a transcript of the gene msl1b, whose product is annotated as MSL complex subunit 1b. NCBI's taxonomy places the organism in Eukaryota, Metazoa, Chordata, Actinopteri, Syngnathiformes, Syngnathidae. The coding region runs from base 281 to 1837 and encodes 518 amino acids. The transcript has 9 exons. The record is from RefSeq and is a predicted model, not a curated record. Gene Ontology annotation, cellular component: MSL complex.